UACGAGACACCCCGGCCCAUUCAUUCCAGUAACCGGUUGUAAAAAGUUUGUUUUUUUCUUUGAAAAAUAAAUAUAAAAAGUGUUUGAAAUUAAAGUUGUACGAAAUGUUUGCUGCAAGACGAGCUCUGGUUUUGAAAGUAAUUCGUAACAAGGAAAUUUUCGCAAAAUCAAAACACACUCUACCAGAUUUGCCUUAUGAUUACAAGGCACUUGAGCCGAUAAUAUGCGCUGAAAUUAUGCAAUUACAUCAUUCGAAACAUCAUGCAACGUAUGUAAAUAAUUUGAAUAUUGCUGAGGAAAAAUUGAAGGAAGCUGUCGCAAAGGGGGAUGUCAAUGCACAAAUUGCUUUAGCUCCUGCAAUUAAAUUCAAUGGUGGUGGUCAUUUGAAUCAUUCUAUAUUUUGGAGCAAUUUGUCGCCAAGUAGCAGCAAACCAGACGCCGCUCUUUGUCAACAAAUUGAGAAAGACUUCAGCAGUUUUGAUGAAAUGAAGAAACGCUUAUCUGAAGCGACUGUGGGAAUUCAAGGCUCUGGCUGGGGAUGGUUGGGUUAUAAUCAAAAGGAAAAAAGACUUCAGAUUGCAACUUGCGCCAAUCAGGAUCCACUUCAAGCGACAACUAAUCUUAUUCCAUUGUUUGGAAUUGAUGUUUGGGAGCACGCCUAUUAUUUGCAGUAUAAAAAUAUUCGACCCGAUUAUGUAAAGGCCAUUUUCGAUAUUGCAAACUGGGCCGAUAUUAAUGCUCGUUUUAAGAAGGCUUGUUAAACUUUUCAAUUGGUAGUUUUUAGGCGAGAGAAAUCUACACUUCUUUAAGGAAAAAGAAAAAUUAGACUGGUCAUGAAUCUAAAUUCUUUUUAAAAAAGAAUUUUUUUCUUUAAAGUUAAAAAUGUGCAAAUUGGUAGAAUUUGACUAAAUAAUUUUUUUAUAGCAUUCGAUUAAAAUUCUAAUAGCUUACACACUUUCAACGUUUGUUAAAUUGUAACAGUUACUUGUUUUUCCAAAUAUACUUUUUAGGAUUACUGUGAUUUUUUAAUGCACUUUCUGUAUUCUUGGAAAAUUGAGACAAUACAGAUUUUCUUUAGAAA
This is a messenger RNA of Leptopilina heterotoma, 1081 nucleotides long. RefSeq names its product superoxide dismutase [Mn], mitochondrial (gene Sod2). The record is from RefSeq and is a predicted model, not a curated record. Gene Ontology annotation, molecular function: metal ion binding; superoxide dismutase activity. Gene Ontology annotation, cellular component: mitochondrion. Gene Ontology annotation, biological process: superoxide metabolic process. NCBI's taxonomy places the organism in Eukaryota, Metazoa, Arthropoda, Insecta, Hymenoptera, Figitidae. Bases 105 to 761 code for a protein of 218 amino acids. The transcript has 3 exons.